Scaptodrosophila lebanonensis is the source of this 646-nucleotide messenger RNA. RefSeq names its product CDGSH iron-sulfur domain-containing protein 2 homolog (gene Cisd2). Gene Ontology annotation, biological process: regulation of autophagy. The transcript is spliced from 3 exons. The coding region runs from base 51 to 449 and encodes 132 amino acids. The record is from RefSeq and is a predicted model, not a curated record. Gene Ontology annotation, cellular component: mitochondrial outer membrane; intracellular membrane-bounded organelle. Lineage: Eukaryota; Metazoa; Arthropoda; Insecta; Diptera; Drosophilidae. Gene Ontology annotation, molecular function: 2 iron, 2 sulfur cluster binding.
UAUAAAUUCCGAUUCUAAGGCAAGCGCGUGGAUUUAGCUCGGCUUUUGAAAUGGAACCAAUUUCGCAUCUUAUAAAGCAAAGUCUGCCCAAUUACCUAUCCAGCUUACCGAUUCCCGAUACCAUCGGAGGCUGGUUUAAGUUAUCUUUAAAGGAUUGGCUUGCGCUCAUUCCGCCUACAGCCGUGGUUGCUGGCAUUGGCUAUAUGAGCUAUUUGGCUUUUUGCCCAGCUGCCCAGGGCAGAUGCAGCGCAAGGAGCGGUCGUGUCAAUAAUUUUGUAAAAAAACAUGAGGCAAAGGUUGUGGAUAUGAUCGAUGUGGAGGAUAUUGCUGAGAAGGUGGCCCUUUGUCGUUGCUGGAAAACCAAGUCGUGGCCCUAUUGCGAUGGCAGUCAUGGCGAACACAACAAAUUGACGGGAGAUAACGUGGGACCUGUUGUCGUAAGGAAGUAAAACAUACUGCUUUUAAAAUUAGCAUUUGUUGAAGUUUUCUAACAAAAAAUUCUGUAACUAAUUUACCCAGAGCUCAUUUAUAAUUUGCCUUUAAUGAUGCUUCAAAAUUGUAAUCAAUUGCUAGUUUAGUAAAAUCCGAAAUCUAUUCUAAUGUAACUUUAAAAGUGAAGCCAAUAAAAUUGCCGAAAUGAAUUGAA